Messenger RNA from Lycium ferocissimum, 2699 nucleotides. Its product is annotated as transcription factor EGL1. The transcript has 8 exons. Lineage: Eukaryota; Viridiplantae; Streptophyta; Magnoliopsida; Solanales; Solanaceae. The record is from RefSeq and is a predicted model, not a curated record. Gene Ontology annotation, molecular function: protein dimerization activity. The coding region runs from base 658 to 2532 and encodes 624 amino acids.
AGCACUUUUCACUUAAAUUUUGUCUAUUUGUCUAUUUGUCUUUACCUUAACUUUCCUUCUCCCACAAUAGCCAUCACUAUUCACUAACCACCAGCUUUAAUUCUUCUGCUUCUUUUGUUUUCAAAUUUUAAUGGUUUUUGGUUUAUACUCUUGUGGUGCAAAUACACAGAAAAAAAGAUUAAUCAUUUCUUGGUUUUAACUGUAGGCCCAAAGUGUUUCAUUCUGGCUCCAAAGACUUGAUUUUUAUUGCUUUUUUCAACCUCUUUUUCCCUUUUGCAGUACAAUUCUUUAGCAUAAUUGCUCCACCAUUGAAACCCCACUUCAAUUAGUACAUUUCAACUUAAGGAUUUAUAGAAAAAGCAAUUAAGUUGCUGAGUUGUGCAUGUCUCUUAUCUUUGUGAUUUUAGCUCAAAAGGGCACUUAGCCAUUAACACUAUCCUUUUGAAAAAUGGUAUAUUAGCUCUGGUUUCUUGAAAUCUAGCACUGAAAAAUUGUAAGUGUAUGGACCAAUAUGGAUGUGGUCCUGAGAAUUAAGAUCCCAUUUGGAAUCAAGAUUCAAAAUUUAUGUUUUCUUGAUGUGGUGGGGUUGUUUUUUGAAUCUUGAAAGCUGAUUUUUUUACUGUCAUUUUGGAGAUAAAAAAAGGUUGAAACUUUGAAAUGGCUAUGGGACACCAAGAUCAAGAUGGAAUACCAGAUAACUUGAGAAAGCAACUUGCAAUUGCUGUUAAAGGCAUACAAUGGAGCUAUGCAAUCUUCUGGUCAACUCCAGUUACACAACCAGGGGUGUUGCAAUGGAGUGACGGGUACUAUAAUGGGGAUAUCAAGACCAGGAAGACUGUUCAGGCGGGGGAAGUUAAUGAAGACCAGCUGGGGUUGCAGAGAACUGAGCAAUUGAAAGAACUUUAUAGUUCCCUCUUAACAGGUGAAAGUGAAGAAGAUCUACAACCACAGGCCAAAAGGCCGUCGGCUGCAUUAUCUCCAGAAGAUCUCACUGAUACCGAGUGGUAUUUCUUAGUAUGCAUGUCGUUCGUCUUCAAUGUUGGCCAAGGGUUGCCAGGGAAGACCUUAGCAACAAAUCAAACAAUCUGGCUAUGCAAUGCUCACCAAGCCGAGAGUAGAGUAUUUUCUCGCUCUCUGCUAGCAAAGAGUGCAUCUAUCCAGACUGUUGUAUGCUUUCCAUAUUUAGGAGGCGUAAUUGAGCUGGGAGUCACCGAGCUUGUCUUAGAAGAUCCCGACCUCAUUCAGCAAAUAAAAAAUUCCUUUCUAGAAGUUGAUCACUCCAUUAUUUCAAAGGGGCCUAACAAUGCAAAAAAUGACACAGAUGUAGUUAGCCAAAAGCUCGAUCAUAAUGUACUUGAAAGUGAUGCUUAUCCAGUCGAAAUAAACAACAGUUCACCUCAUGAUAGUUCAAAUGGUUUUGUGGCCAAUCAAGAGACUGAAGAUUCAUUAAUGGUGGUAGGCGUUAUUGGGGAAACUUCACAAGCUCAAAGCUGGAAGUUCAUGGAUGAUAACAUGAGUAAUGGUGCAAAUAAUUCUUUGAAUUCCAGUGACUGCAUCUCUCAAAAUAAUGCAAAUUGUGAAAAGCUGUCCCCUCUUUCGAGUGGAGAGAAGACAACUAAGCCUUACACACUAGACCGUCAAGAGCACGAUCAGAGGAAACUGCAUCUUUUAGAUCACCAAGGAGAUGAUGCUCAAUAUCAAGCUGUCCUUUCUACCCUCCUAAAGAGCUCUGACCAAUUAACUUUGGGACCACAUUUUAGAAAUAUUAACAAAAAGUCAAGCUUUGCUGGUUGGAAGACCGAUAUUCAGAUGCCAAGAUUGGGAACUGCACAAAAAUUAUUGAAGAAAGUACUUUUAGAAGUUCCUAGAAUGCAUGGUGGUGUUAUACAUAAAUUCAGCAGAGAAAAUCGUAAAAAGAACAGUCUUUGGAGACCAGAAGUUGAUGAUAUUGAUAGAAGCCGUGUUAUUUCUGAGAGAAGACGAAGAGAAAAGAUAAAUGAGAGAUUUAUGCAUCUUGCAUCAAUGCUGCCAACUGGCGGCAAGGUUGACAAAAUAUCACUACUGGAUGAGACAAUAGAAUACAUGAAAGAGCUCGAAAGGAGAGUUCAAGAGCUGGAGGCUAGAUCAGCAAGACGAUCAAAUGAUACUGCUGAGCAGACAUCUGAUAAUUGCGGCACUAGCAAAUUCAAUGACAUCAAAGGAUCACUACCAAACAAAAGGAAGGCAUGUGAUAUGGAUGAAGUGGAACCCGAAAGCUGUAAUGGAUUAUUGAAAGGUAGUUCAGCUGAUAGUAUUGUCAUCAAUAUGAUCGAUAAGGAAGUCUCGAUCAAGAUGAGUUGUCUAUGGAGUGAAGGCUUGUUGCUUAAAAUUAUGGAGGCGCUGACCGACCUACAAAUGGAUUGCCAUACCGUUCAGUCUUCCAACAUCGAUGGGGUUCUAUCCAUUGCUAUUGAAUCCAAGUCUACGGGAUCGAAAACAGUAGCAGUUGGAACAAUUAGAGAAGCACUUCAGAGAGUAGUCUGGAAAUCUUGAAGAUUAGUCACUGAAGGUUGGUCAAUUAAGUCCAUCUGAAAAAGAGCUGGGCCAAUCAUGUCCUCAGAGGAUAGUUAGAGCUUGUGUAUAUUAUUGUACUUCAAAAUGCUUUUUGCAUAGAUUUGACAGCCUGUUUCUACCUAAUGCAUGAUCCUCUUUCUUGAUCA